Molecule: messenger RNA, 6507 nt
Organism: Python bivittatus (Burmese python)
Lineage: Eukaryota; Metazoa; Chordata; Lepidosauria; Squamata; Pythonidae
Source: RefSeq, a predicted model, not a curated record
AUAAAUGGGGCGGGGGCAGGGAGGCCCCUGGAGAGAAGGGGCUCGGCUGGCUGCGCGGCUGCUUGCUUUCUGCCCUGAAAAGUUGGGGGCAUCGGUGGGCGGAGGCUGGGUUGCAGGCAUGACCUCUGGAGAGGCGCCUCGGAAGGUGAUGAUGGGCCAGAGGCAGGAGAAAAGGUGGCAUUCAGGAAACCCUCGCAGGGUUGCUAGGGAAGGGGGCAGCGAGGUCUUGAACAUGGCACAGGCCAACAUGACAGAAGGCUGUUUCUUCCAGGCUGAAUCCAUCACAUUGUGCGCUGCUGCUGCUGAGCACAACACCUUUGAUGAAGCCGGGAGCAAGAAUGGAAACGUCCACUCCAGCCAUAGCUUCUGCUUCCUGUUUAUCAUCAGGCAGUGCAAUGUCCACAACAGAGCAACAAUCAACAGAGGCCUCUCCAUCUUCUAAUUCAAAUUCAUCCAGUUACUACGAAGCCAUAGAAGCAGAAGCAGUCAAUAAAUAUGAACCAGUUUCUCCCCACUGGUUUUACUGCAGGAUAGUAGAUUCCAGAGAGAAAUGGAUUCCCUUCAGUGGACAAGAUUCAGAGAAGUUGGAAAAAGCUUAUCAGUCCAGCAGGCACUGCAAGGAGCUGAUUGUGCCAACAGAAGGGGGCCGGUAUGAUGUCCAUUUAAAGAAGCGGGUGCGCUAUACUGUUUACUGGGAAGAAGCCGAGUCUGAAGUAAGACGCUGUACUUGGUUUUAUAAGGGCGACAAAGACAACAGAUACAUUCCAUAUCCUGAAAGCUUCAGUGAACAGUUAGAGGAUACCUAUAUGAUCUGUGUGACCUUAGACGAGUGGAAAAAGAAAUUGGAAUCUCCAAACAGAGAAGUAAUCAUAUUACAUAACCCAAAGUUAAUGGUGCAUUAUCACCCAGCAACAAUCACGGACGAUUGGGGUGUGAGUCCUGCAGAACAAGGCCGGCCGAGGACUGUGAAGAGAGGAGUGGAGAAUAUAUCUGUUGAAAUCCCUCACGGGGAACCUUUGCAAAUCGAUCAUUUAGUUUUUGUUGUUCAUGGAAUUGGACCAGCUUGUGAUAUUCGAUUCCGGAGUAUCGUUCAAUGUGUCAACGACUUCCGAAGUGUUUCCUUGAACAUGCUGUCAGCACAUUUCAAGAAAGCUCAGGAACAGCAACAGAUUGGCCGAGUUGAAUUUAUCCCAGUGAACUGGCACAGUACUUUGCAUACAGGAGUAGAUGUAGAUUUGGAGAGAAUCACCUUGCCAAGCAUCAACCGCUUGCGUCACUUCAUCAAUGAUACAAUCCUGGAUGUGUUUUUCUACAACAGCUCUACUUACUGUCAAACCAUUGUGGAUACAGUUGCGUCAGAAAUGAACCGACUCUAUCUGCUCUUUAUGGAGAGAAAUCCUGACUUCAAAGGGGGUGUCUCAAUAGCUGGCCAUAGCUUAGGGUCACUUAUACUAUUUGAUCUUCUCACAAAUCAGAAAUGUACACCUGAUGAGCAAGAAAAAAAUGAGGGAUUGCAAAGACGGGUGAUGGAUCAGGAAGUCAACAAAUCUGUGAAGGAUAUCUUAGCAGAACUUGAGCUUUCCGAAUAUUGUGCUGUGUUUGAGAAGGAAAAAAUUGAUAAUCGAGCAUUGGCCUUAUGCAAGGACAAGGAGCUUAAAGAUAUGGGGAUUCCCUUGGGACCCAGAAUCAAGAUCCUGCACUAUUUAAGGAACAGAAGCAACUGCCAGACUUUGAAACAAACCUCUGGAGCUGCUGAGGAAGGUGGAGAUGCCAAACAGGAAACAUCUGCAAAGCCCACAUGUGCAGAAACCAGUUGCAGACAACUGGAUGUUGUAACGGGGCAGGUCUCUGCAAACUACCCUCAGCUUAUCUACAAUCCACAGAUUUUCUUUGCUUUUGGCUCACCCAUUGGGAUGUUUCUCACUGUACGAGGCGUGAAUAGGAUUGAUCCAACCUACACCCUGCCUACCUGCAAAGGCUUCUUCAAUGUCUUUCAUCCGUUUGACCCAGUAGCAUACAGGAUAGAGCCCAUGAUUGUUCCUGAUGUGGAAUUUGAGCCCAUGCUGCUUCCUCACCACAAGGGCCGGAAGAGGAUGCACUUAGAAUUGAAGGAAGGCCUCACUCGGAUGAGCAUGGACCUGAAAAAUAACUUACUGGGCUCCUUGAGGACUGCUUGGCAGUCAUUCACCAGAACUUCAUUGCCAGCUGUGGAGGCAGGAGCCACUGGAGAUGAGGAACAGGAAUCGGAAGCUGAAGCCAUUAUGGAGAAGCAAGCUGAGGAGAAACCAGAGGAACCAGCCUCAUCCGUGAAAGAGGAGCCAGCCUCGUCGCCUCCAGUUAAUGUGGGCCUUCUGAAUGGGGGCCAUCGAAUUGACUAUGUGCUUCAGGAGAAACCCAUUGAAAGCUUUAAUGAGUAUUUAUUUGCACUGCAAGGCCAUUUAUGCUACUGGGAGUCAGAAGACACAGUAUUAUUGCUGCUGAAGGAGAUUUAUCAAACGAAGGGUAUCAGCAUGGAUCAACCCCUUUUGUAAAAUCCAACUGACCAGCUGCACGGCUCUGGAUACCAAAUACGUUUUACUCAUGGUGGGAGCUCAUCAGGAUUCCUGUGUCACCUUCCUCUUCUUUUGUCUGAUGUACCCAGCAUGCUUCAUCCUCACAGCCUGGAACUCUGGAAGAUUCACUACCCUAUCUUCUUUCACAGGGGUGGUAGUGAGCAUUGAGAUCCUGUCUGAUUCCUGGUACAUUCAGGCCCUUGUUAAUUAACUGAUCUGCAUUUUCUGUCUACAGCCAGUAUGUCUUUAGGUCAGGUUGCAAUACCAACUCUGUCAAGUCCAUAUUAUGCACUAGUCAAAACUUGGAAUUGGUGCUAGAACUUCACAUCUCCUCUCCAUUUGAAAAACCUCAAGAUGGGCAAAGUUGUGAAGGGUUUGGACUUUUGAAAGCUCUUCUUCUGAGGAUACACUGAGUGUUGAGCAUUACUUGUUAGAUUGUUUGUGGGGAAUUCAUUUUUGUUUUGUACAUCUUAUUGCUGCUGCUGCUUGACCCAAGAAAGGGGCUGAAGACCAGAGCUAAAAUCUGGCCAAGCCAAGUCCACUCUUCUCUGAAAUAAGCAUGAUGAUGAUGGUGAUGAUGAUGAUGCCAGCAAUAGCUGUGUACUGUUCUACUUUUCUAAAGCAGGGAAAGUAUAUAGUUACUUACCUGGGAAGGAACUGGCAAAGCUUGUAAAUUGGUUCUUGUUCACCAUGAUCAGAAUAUGGAUGAGCAAUUCCUGUCCCUGUGUUACUAUCUACCAUUUGCUUAGUGUAGCUGUUGUUCAAGCAGCUUUAGAAGAAAUGUGGGUUCUGUUGUUAUCACGCCUGAGUUAAGAGGUGUACUUGGUGUAAUGCAACUUUUAGAUAGCCAUGAAAAAUGGGGAGAGCUUAGCUGGGAAGCUCCUGGCUGAGCUUUUGCAGCUAUUUAAGAACAGAAUGCCCUCUUUCAAAAAGAGAAUGUGUAUUUUGCAGAAUCAUUGGUACUUUUCAAGAACACAGACUGCCAGGAGACCAUUUUAGUGGCAGAAUCUCCUCUCACUUGAUGCUAAUUCCAGUCUGUUUGGGAAAAAUAUACCCGGAUCAAGAGGAAGAGUAGAUUCCUAAUAUAACGUAAACACUGUUGUAGAAGCUGUGUGUUUAUGUUCUGACUUGGGAGGUGCCAAACCUCACGCAAGCAGCAACUUGAUAUGCUGUUGUUGUAAUGCAUUCAGUUGGGUCCUUGAAAGCAUCUGAAGAAUGAGGUCCCAUCCUAGAAACGUGCCCACAUAGUAGUUGGACAGCAGACUGUCUCUUAAAGCACCAGAUGAGAGCAGCUCUAUACCAGCAUUUUUACUUAGUUCAAGGUGGCCCAAGGUGACCGUUUGGACAGUCAGUUCACCUUGCUGGUUUAGUGUGCCAGAGCGUAAAUUGCAUGGCUCAACGUAAUCUUGGCUGGCUGGUUUGCCUGAUGGAACACACCUGUGAUUUCAUGGUGUAUGUAAGUUGAGCCCUGCAGCUGUUGCAUGACUUUUGUCACACAGUGGUCAGCUACUUUUCACGUAUCUCAGAUGCUACAAAACAGUGCAGUCUCCACAGCUUUCCUCCUCUUUUCAAGAAAGCCCUUUGACCAAGGGAGAAGCAGGCAACACGUGUUUACAAGUGGGAUGUGAUCACGCUACAUUCUCUUCACCUUGUGUGUUCCAAUUCUGUGCCAGAUUUCAAUUUUGUUAUUCUCCCCAUUAUGUUUGCACUGAUUGUCAUUGUAUAAUUGGAUUUUUCAGCCUCUCAUGCUAACUUGUGACUGAACAGAAUGCCAUUUGGCAUGACCAAAUUCUUGAUUGGAGUAUCAAUAGGAAAAGUCAAGUUUUGUUCAAAUUCCAAACAGUUGAAGUUAAUGCACUUUGUAAAAUAUUGCCUAUUUAAAAAAAAAAAGUUAUUUCACUUUUUUCGAGGAGCUGUCUGCCUUUGGUGAAUUUAUUGAUCUUUGUAAGGAGAACCCUAACAGACUGAGUAGUGCAGGCCUGUUUAUCUGUCAUUAUAGUAAGCACAGUUGAUAAAAUAUUAGGAGAACUGAUUUCUUACACAGUAAUCUUAGUGAUCUCAAGUGGUUUUCCUGUUAAGGCAGUAAGAUCAUCAGCACACAGAUCUGGGUUCUUAUGCAGUUCAAAUGAGCAUUUAAGGAUGUGUAGCAUUCAUCUGACAGGAUAACCACAGAUACUUUAAAAAUACCCAAGUGCUGUUAUGCUGCACAAACUUGCUUAUACUGUGACAUUUUGCAGAUGUUAUGAUAUGUAGAACAAGAUUUGACUUUCACCCUAGACUGUAUCUACUAGAAUUCUGCUAUAUGGUAUAAAUAGUAUAAAAAACCAAGAAUCGUAAUUUCUGUUGUUAGAAUGGCAAUUUCCAAUGAAGACAUAUGCGUCCAAUGACCCUAUGAUUAAAAAAAAAAAGUACAUGGGUAGUGACAUGGACAAACUGACCGGCUAAGGAAGCAUCUCUUUGAAAGAUGGAGUGAGGAGUGCAUCAUAGUUGGAUAAAUGUACAAGACUACAAGCUGAGUAUUAGUGGAGAGAGCAUGAGUAACAAGGUAGUUCUGAGCUAUAAACACUGAUUCAUUGCACAGAAAUUCCACCACAAUCAACCAAGUUUGUGUGAGUGUCUGUGAGAACUGAAUUGUUAGAAAAAUUGCUUCUCUUUAGUAAACUUCUUGCCCAUUUAUCUUUAACCAGGAGUGGAAAGUGUGUUGGCUGUAAGAACCCCUAAACCCUUUUUGGGGUGUCUGAAUAUUGCCCAUUUUUUUUCCUUUUGGCAAGGUAGUGGUGUAGGAACAGCAGUGGUGUUUAAGUCCUAGUUUAACUCAUUAAAAAUUCCCCAAAAGAAACAAGGCUAAAAAUGGAAACACAGUGAAAACACGAUGUAAUUAUGCAGCCACAAUCUUUCUGCAUGUGAAGCUGCUUCAGACUAGUCUUAAAAACAAGCACAGAAUGAACCUGCCAUGGUAGCAGAUUGGGCUCCUGUGUCUAAAUUCAGACGACCUUUGAUUGCCACACUGGUAAAUAAUGGAUUGUGCCAUCAUUAGAACUUGCUUUUAGCGUUAAGAUAAUUUGCUUAACCACUGUUUCACAGACUGUUUCCCCUCCUCUUACUUGCUUAGGAGCUGAAGGCUCCCUCUGUUUAUCUUUACCACUCAAGGCCAGCCAGCAAUUUCCAUGGCGACCCAACUCUUCUUAGCACAAGAGCACUAUAACAGAGAUCUAACAUUUCACAGAAAUGGUCAAAGUCAAUGUAGAGUGACCAAAGCCAACGUAAUGGAACAAUACCAUCUUCCCAGGCAUAUCUAGUUUUAUUUAAACUUGUACCACCCAGCUAUGUCAGCCCAAAAUUUUAAUCAUCCCUACCUACAUCUAGAGAUGAUGGGUAGUAAGAUUCCACAGCUGGAAAUUGUCUGAAACCACCUCAAGCUAUACCCAUUUGUGCUCACUUUCUCUGGGGAAAAAAGGGGGGGCUGCUUGCUAUGACUUAAGAGCAGCAAGGCAAAUCUUGCUUUUGGAUUAUGCUACACAGAACAAAGUGUUAUGGCCUUGGGCAGGACAAUCAAAGUUUAGAGUUAAAUACAGUAUUUCACAUAUUUGAAAAGCAAUAGGGAAGCAUUAAGGGAAACUGGCUCUUUCUCUUUCCUCUUCCUAUUUCCUACUAAUUUGCAGCUAGUGAUUUAUUUAGAGGCGGAGGGAGCAAGUAACUUUGGUAUACGUAUUUGCAACACACACUAUACUUUGGUUAUGCUCCUUGAGGACCCCUGAGUAUUAGAAAGUUGAUAGAACUGUAACUGAACUAUAGUAACAUCAGCCCCAUGAAGUGCAUCACAGCAUUGUAAUUCUGAAGUCUAUAGUGUUUGAUAAAAAGCCGGGCUGGCCAAAUGGUGUUUUUUUUGAUAUUCAAAAUAACUUUUCCAGAAUCGAUACAAACUUGCACUGGUGAGAAUCAAGCUUUUCCCUGA